Molecule: messenger RNA, 1621 nt
Organism: Hydra vulgaris (swiftwater hydra)
Lineage: Eukaryota; Metazoa; Cnidaria; Hydrozoa; Anthoathecata; Hydridae
Biological process (GO): G protein-coupled receptor signaling pathway
Cellular component (GO): membrane
Molecular function (GO): G protein-coupled receptor activity
Source: RefSeq, a predicted model, not a curated record
AGUGUCUUCAAAUAGCUUUUGGCAACAUUGAUUGCAGUUCACACAAAAAUAGCAUCCUUAGAUAUAUUUUCUACGGUGAAAACUACGUUGUUUUUAUUAAAAAGUAUUUGCUAUCGAACUUUGCACACUCCUGCACUAAUGAAACACAUUUUUUAGUUUGUUUUGUAGCAAAACUAAAGGAAUGAACUUGGGAUAAACUCGGAAAACUAUCGUUUACCGUCAACAUUUAUCUUUAAUCAGGAGCAACAUUUGUUAACGUUUGGAAACCGCAAUCAGAAAUAACACUUAAUAAUAGUUUAAAAAUCAGAGUUAAAAAGAUAAUUCAUUUAUGGAAUCAUUUAAUAUUAGCUCUACAAGUGUUAUGCCAAAGUAUGAAUACUUUGAAAUGCCAGCUUCAAAAGAAUUCCCUUCCUGGUUUUCUAUACUAUUUGCUAGUAUUAACGGAGCAGGAUUUUGUUUAAACACGUUGUCAUUGUGGUUAUUGGCGACUCGAAAGUUUGUCUACCGAUAUAAAAUUAACGCGUUUAUAGUGUCGCUUUGUGUUUCCGAUUUUUUAGUGUCUUUGGGAAGUUUUUAUUUUUUAGGAACGCUAAGCAAUGAUAACAUUUCCGCAUUUUCCAAGCGACUUGCAAUCAUAAUAUUUAGCUUUUCUCUAGAAACCUCGCUGAUGAGUAUUUGUUUUUUAAGUUUGGAAAGAUUUGUUGCAAUUUGCAAGCCGUUUCGUUAUAGUGAAAUUUUAUCUAAAACACGGGUGACCUGUAUUCUUACUCUUGGAUGGAUGUUCUGUCUUGCAUUACUUGGUGUUCAAGUUCUAUUUGGUUUUGUUUACAAAAAACAUCGAUAUUUUUACAUUAAUUGGAUAGUUUUUAUUUGUUUAUCGAGCUCGUCUAUACUAAUAAAUGUUGUUGUUUACACAUAUCUUACUCAUGAAAUUCACCGUCAUUCCUUGCAUAUCAAGUCAUGCUCAAUAUCUUCGCAUCCAGGUGAUUUAGGGGAGUCAACUAGUGAUUAUACUGCUUCGGAUUCAAAAACCGAAGUCACUCUUAUGGGCAGCAGUUGUAGUGCAACGCCUUCUCUAUUGACUAAACAGAGACAUAGUUUAGAUAUAUACUUAGAAAAUCCAACAGAUCGUUAUCUUAAACACAAGGUAAUAAUAGCAAGAGCGGAACAACAAAAACUCUUACGAGCUGCGAUGGAGAACUCACUUUUUGCUCGCAGUAGUACGCGGCGUAGGAAUACAGUACGCCAGCAACUUAUUAAAAGGGAAAGACGUUCUGUUUUGUUAUGUUUUAGUAUUGUACUUGUAUUUUCCAUAAGUUGGCUGCCGGUUAUAGCAUUUUGUGCUCUAUGCGUUAUUUCAAACUCUUGUGAUAAAAAUGACCAGUUACUUUUUAUUUGUUUAUGCUUUGUUUCCUUAAAUUCAUUAUUAGACCCAAUUUUAUAUUUUAUACUUAAACGAGAGUUUAAGGACUUUUUAUUACGGAAAAUAUGCAAAAUGUCUUCCAGAUCUACAUCGAGAACAGCUAAUAGCAGUUUGCACAGUGGGAAAAACAGCGGCAUAAUAUAAGAAGCAUAGUAUCAUGUGAUUAAAAAAGAAUAAAAAAAUUAUAUUUUCUUGUUA